This is a messenger RNA of Arachis ipaensis, 1164 nucleotides long. The record is from RefSeq and is a predicted model, not a curated record. Lineage: Eukaryota; Viridiplantae; Streptophyta; Magnoliopsida; Fabales; Fabaceae.
AUGACAGUUUCAAUUACAAUCUCUGGAACCACAAAGAAGGAAAGAAAAGAGAUAGAAAUAAACAGAGGGAGAGGGAGACGGAAGAAGAGAAGAGAGGAGGGAGAAGAGAGACCGCACGGCAAGGCUUGGUCAUGCCGCCGCAUUGCUGUCGCGUCAUUGUCACAGGGGAGAGAGAGAGAUGAGCCCGCACACGAGAUUGCGACGGAGAAGAAUGGAGAUAUACCGCCAUUACCGUCAUGCACCGUCCUGCCUCUGGAGCCAAUUGGAACCUUUGCCGUCGAGUCACGCCGUUGCCGUCAUUGUCGUCGCUCCGGCGGCAAGCGUGAGGGUCGACCAAGGAGAAAUAGGUAUGUGGAGGAGGGAGGAGCUGUUACGCCGUCGUCGAGCAACUGCCACCGCCGGAGCUCGCCGUUGAGCCUGCCUGCUUCGCGUUCUGCCCUUGCUCUGCUCCGCCGGGGGCUGAGCCCUUCCUCUCCCUGUUCAUCAGAGCUCGUGGUGUUGCUGUGGGAGUCGCUGUCAGAGGAGAGGAACUGUCGCCACCGCUGUUCCAUUGUGUCCUUCAUCGUCAACGUCGGGCGGUCACCGGAGUUGCUGAUGCUCCAUCCCUUAUUUUCUUUUUCUUUGGAAUAAAUAUUUGAUUAUGUGAGCUUUUCUAUCCAAGAGUAAUGAUCUGCAAUGGGUAUCUAUUCGUUGUUGAGUUCUUAGACGUCAUCUGCUCCAUAUGUCACAGGCAGGAUCCACCCAUAUUUAUUUUAUUUUUUUUUUGUUUGUUAAAAAUACGUAAUUAUUCAUUUUAGACAUUGUAAAUUUAUUUAAAAUAUUUGUAAUUUUCUUAUUCAACUUAUAUUUGAGUCGGUUAGGCUUGCUUGGGGAUUAUAUUCCUGAGCGCCGAUCAUGGCUCAUUUUGGGCCGUGACAAAGUGGUAUCAGAGCUUAGGUUUAAUCUGUGUAAUAUGGAGCAAGUGUCCUAUGGUAGGAUCACAAUUGUAUAAAUAAAAGCGCGCCUAUUUGUACAAAUUGUGGCACUAUCAGAGGCCUAUAGGAAUGUCAUCCUUGUCUUUUUGUCAUCCUUGUCUUCUGGUUCUUGUCAUCACGAGUCAUCUGUCGAUUCUUGACACCUCUUUCCUCUUCUUUAUACCCAACCUUGAGUUAUUAUUUUGUAGCU